UGCCAGAGCGGUCACAUAAUCAACCUGAAAGAAGAAAAUAAAUACUGUACACUUUUUAAUUUUAUCGAUCCUUAAAAACUGGACCCUCAAAGCUGCGCAAACCAUGCAGGAUGAUUUACUGAUGGACAAAAGCAAAACCCAGCCCCAGCCCCAGCAGCAGCGGCAGCAGCAGCAGCAGCAGCCCCAGCCCGAGCCCAGCACCGCCGAAGCCCCUUCCACGCCCCUGUCCUCAGAGACCCCCAAGCCGGAGGACAGCAGCGCAGUGCCGGCCCUCAGCCCCGCCGCGGCCCCGCCGGCCCCUAACGGCCCCGACAAGAUGCAGAUGGAAUCGCCGCUCCUGCCGGGCUUGGGUUUCCACCAGCCCCCUCAGCAGCCGCCGCCGCCACCGCAGGAGCCCGCGGCGCCGGGCGCGUCUCUGUCGCCGUCCUUCGGCAGCACCUGGUCCACGGGCACCACGAACGCGGUAGAGGACAGCUUCUUCCAGGGGAUCACCCCAGUCAACGGGACCAUGCUCUUCCAGAACUUCCCGCACCACGUCAACCCAGUCUUCGGAGGCACCUUCUCCCCGCAGAUCGGCCUGGCGCAGACCCAGCACCACCAGCAGCCGCCGCCGCCCGCGCCGCAGCCAGCGCAGCCCGCGCAGCCCCCGCAGGCGCAGCCCUCGCAGCAGCGGCGCUCGCCUGCCAGCCCCAGCCAGGCUCCCUACGCGCAGAGGGGCGCCACGGCGGCGUACGGUCACCAGCCCAUCAUGACUAGCAAGCCGUCCUCGUCCUCGGCCGCCGCGGCCGCAGCCGCCGCCGCCGCCGCCUCGUCCGCGUCGUCCAGCUGGAACACGCACCAGAGCGUGAACGCCGCCUGGAGCGCGCCGUCCAACCCGUGGGGCGGCCUGCAGGCGGGCAGGGACCCUCGCCGGGCGGUCGGCGUGGGCGUGGGCGUGGGCGUGGGGGUGCCCUCGCCCCUCAACCCCAUCUCGCCUCUCAAAAAGCCUUUCUCCAGCAACGUGAUCGCGCCGCCCAAGUUCCCCCGCGCGGCCCCGCUCACCUCCAAGUCCUGGAUGGAGGAUAACGCUUUCCGGACCGAUAAUGGUAACAAUCUGUUGCCAUUUCAGGACCGGAGUAGGCCCUAUGACACUUUUAACUUGCACUCGUUGGAGAACUCCUUAAUGGAUAUGAUAAGGACAGAUCAUGAGCCUCUGAAAGGUAAACACUACCCUCCCAGUGGCCCACCAAUGAGUUUCGCUGAUAUAAUGUGGAGGAAUCAUUUUGCAGGACGCAUGGGAAUAAAUUUCCAUCAUCCAGGAACAGAUAAUAUUAUGGCACUUAACACCAGGAGCUAUGGGCGAAGACGAGGUCGAUCUUCUCUCUUUCCCUUUGAAGAUGCCUUCCUGGACGACAGUCACGGCGAUCAGUCUUUGUCAUCUGGCUUAAGUUCUCCCACUCGCUGUCAGAACGGGGAGCGAGUAGAGCGCUACUCUAGAAAGGUGUUUGUUGGAGGCCUUCCUCCUGAUAUCGAUGAAGAUGAGAUCACUGCCAGCUUUCGCAGGUUUGGACCUCUUGUCGUAGACUGGCCUCACAAAGCUGAAAGCAAGUCGUAUUUUCCUCCUAAAGGCUAUGCCUUUCUGCUGUUCCAGGAGGAGAGCUCGGUACAAGCUUUGAUAGACGCCUGCCUAGAGGAAGACGGGAAACUGUACCUGUGUGUGUCAAGCCCCACCAUCAAGGAUAAACCAGUGCAAAUUCGACCAUGGAACCUAAGUGACAGUGACUUUGUAAUGGAUGGUUCACAGCCUUUGGACCCCAGAAAAACUAUCUUUGUUGGGGGAGUUCCACGACCCCUUCGAGCUGUUGAGCUGGCAAUGAUCAUGGACCGUUUAUAUGGUGGUGUCUGCUAUGCUGGCAUUGAUACAGACCCCGAGCUGAAGUACCCCAAAGGUGCCGGCCGUGUGGCAUUCUCCAAUCAGCAGAGUUACAUCGCAGCCAUCAGCGCUCGCUUUGUGCAGCUCCAACACAAUGACAUUGACAAACGGGUGGAAGUGAAGCCAUAUGUGCUGGAUGAUCAGAUGUGUGAUGAGUGCCAGGGCACACGCUGUGGUGGGAAGUUUGCCCCGUUCUUCUGUGCCAACGUCACCUGUCUGCAGUAUUACUGCGAAUACUGCUGGGCGAGCAUACAUUCCCGCGCCGGGCGGGAAUUCCACAAACCGCUGGUGAAGGAGGGAGGCGACCGCCCUCGCCACGUUCCGUUCCGCUGGAGCUGAGCCCAGGGCAGACCCAGCCACAAGUACUGGAGUAGAUAACAAGGAGGGAAAAGAGA
Molecule: messenger RNA, 2307 nt
Organism: Budorcas taxicolor (takin)
Lineage: Eukaryota; Metazoa; Chordata; Mammalia; Artiodactyla; Bovidae
Gene: CPEB3
Product: cytoplasmic polyadenylation element binding protein 3
Exons: 11
Coding region: 104-2251 (715 amino acids)
Biological process (GO): negative regulation of cytoplasmic translation
Cellular component (GO): cytoplasm; synapse; neuron projection
Molecular function (GO): mRNA regulatory element binding translation repressor activity; mRNA 3'-UTR binding; ribosome binding
Source: RefSeq, a predicted model, not a curated record